AUGGAAAAUGAAUUUAGCCAUGGAAAUGUGACACAUGUGACUAGUAAAGGUAAACCCGACAGCCCACGUGUCGCAUGUAGUGAUGGCAAUACCACCAACAACAAUAACAACAAUAAAGAACAAGAUCGUUUUCUUCCAAUAGCAAAUGUGAGUAGAAUCUUGAAGAAAGUGAUCCCGAGCAAUGGGAAGAUCUCCAAGGACGCAAAGGAAACAAUCCAAGAAUGCGUGUCGGAGUUCAUCAGUUUCGUCACUGGGGAAGCCUCGGACAAAUGCCAGAGAGAGAAAAGGAAGACGAUAAAUGGAGAUGAUAUCAUAUGGGCAAUCACCACAUUAGGGUUCGAGGAAUACGUCGAACCCUUAAAAUUGUACCUAAGCAAAUAUCGAGAGAUUGAAGACGAGAAGCUUAUAUUCCCGAAGCAACAAAGACCGGAGCUGCAACAACAACAACAACAACGACUCUUCCAGAAACAACAAUCCGAAUAUGAACAAAAUUUAGGGUUCAACGACAACAACAAUAAUGUAUAUUCUUCAUUAAAUGUUUUGUCUCAUCAUCAUCAUCACCACCCUCCUUUUGUUCCUUCGGACCAACCAUUUUCCUUGCCUUUCUCUUCCAAUUCCUUUCGAAAGCAAUUACAGUAGUAUGAUUUUGAUUCCGUGGGACGUUGGUAAAAACAAUUGGAUU
Molecule: messenger RNA, 682 nt
Organism: Hibiscus syriacus
Lineage: Eukaryota; Viridiplantae; Streptophyta; Magnoliopsida; Malvales; Malvaceae
Product: nuclear transcription factor Y subunit B-7-like
Exons: 1
Coding region: 1-639 (212 amino acids)
Biological process (GO): regulation of transcription by RNA polymerase II
Cellular component (GO): CCAAT-binding factor complex; nucleus
Molecular function (GO): protein heterodimerization activity; RNA polymerase II cis-regulatory region sequence-specific DNA binding; DNA-binding transcription activator activity, RNA polymerase II-specific
Source: RefSeq, a predicted model, not a curated record